Anolis sagrei ordinatus is the source of this 947-nucleotide messenger RNA. Lineage: Eukaryota; Metazoa; Chordata; Lepidosauria; Squamata; Anolidae. The record is from RefSeq and is a predicted model, not a curated record.
AGCCUCCCUCCCUCCCUCCGAGGGCCCGCGCCGCUUGGGGCCCGCCUGGCCGGGAAGGAAGGCAGGCAGGAGAGAGGCAGGAGAGAGCAGGGCGCCCGAAGCAAGGGCGCUGGCGGAGGAGGAUGGCGGCGGGAGACUCGGCGCAGGUCCGCUACUGCGCCCGCUUCCCCUACUUGUGCCUCAAGUUCAGCCUCGUCACCUACUCCACCGUCUUUUGGUUACUAGGAGCAUUUGUUCUAGCUGUUGGCAUUUAUGCUGAAGUUGAAAGACAGAAGUACAAAACCCUUGAAAGUGCCUUUUUAGCCCCAGCAAUUAUUUUAAUACUUCUGGGCAUUGUAAUGUUUCUUGUGUCCUUUGUUGGCGUGCUGGCAUCUUUAAGAGACAACUUAUCCCUUCUUCAGGCUUUCAUGUACAUCUUGGGAAUUUGUUUGCUCAUUGAAUUAACGGGAGGAGUUAUGGCCUUAAUUUUCAGACACCAGACAAUUGACUUUUUAAAUGACAACAUCCGAAGAGGAAUUGUAAAUUAUUAUGAUGACCUAGACUUCAAGAACAUAAUGGAUUUUGUUCAAGAGGAGUUUAAAUGUUGUGGUGGAGAGGAUUUUAAAGACUGGUCAAUGAAUCAGUACCAUGACUGUUCUGCCCCAGGACCAAUGGCUUGUGGAGUUCCUUACUCUUGCUGUAUCACGAAUAAGACAGCUGUUAUCAACACCAUGUGUGGAUAUAACACUAUUGACAAAGAGCGCCUGAGUGUUCAACCCUUCAUACACGUGAGAGGAUGCACCAAUGCGGUACUCAUUUGGUUUCUGGACAACUAUGCCAUCAUGGCAGGCAUUCUCCUUGGUAUACUGUUGCCACAGGUAGGACUGAUUACAAGGAAAUGAGAUAUGUAUUCCUUUCUUCUUUCCCUCCCACCUUUGGUUUUGGAGCUCUGAAGGGAUGGCGUAAGG